Messenger RNA from Amphibalanus amphitrite, 2100 nucleotides. RefSeq names its product translation initiation factor IF-2-like. The record is from RefSeq and is a predicted model, not a curated record. Bases 368 to 1417 code for a protein of 349 amino acids. The transcript is spliced from 4 exons. Lineage: Eukaryota; Metazoa; Arthropoda; Thecostraca; Balanomorpha; Balanidae.
GGCGGCGAGGACGGCCGCGGCGACCGAGGAUGGCCCGUCGGCCGGUAAGAGAGCGCGCCGCGCCGCCGCCGCGGUCAGCGAGGCCGACACCGCCGCCCCACCCUCCGCCCGGACCCAGAGGAGGCGGCUGAGGCUGGCCAGCUCCCCGCCGGCCAGUCCUGUGAAGCCGGCGGAAUGGGAUUCCGACCUCGCGUCGAUCACGCCGAUCCCGAGCGCGUACCAAAAGCCGACCGCUCGCCGCCGCCGUCAGCCGGCCGAGGACGAUCCAGCAAUUCGGAAACACCCUCCGGCUAGGAAACCGGCGGGACGAGCGGCUCGGAAACAGCCCCCUCCUCCUCCAGAGACUAUACAGGAAGAAGAGAGGGUCAUGCAUACAGACAGCUCCGACAGUGAAGUCCCUACUAUGAAGGCCACCGCUGCAAGAGCUGCGCCCGCCAAGCGAGGCACUCGUGGCAAGAAAAUACAACCUACUGAUGAGGCGGCUGCACGUCACAGCCAGCCGACUGAAACUGAUCCAGAAAUAGCAGCUUCGAAAAACCCUUCGGCUAAAAGACCAGUAGGGCGAGCCCGAAAACAGGCCCCGUCCUCAGAGCCCCCAGCAGACGAUACGGACACUGAAGGCCCUACCAAGAAGGUACCCGCUGCAAGAGCUGCACCGGCCAAGAGGGGCGCGCGCGCUAAGAAAACACAACCUACCGAAGAGCUCAGUGACGAGGAAAACGUCCCACCCGAAGUACAGUCUCAGAAACGUGGCGCCGCCCCUGCCAAAAAAGCGGCGCCGAGGAAGGGUGCAGCAUCCAAGAAGGCCCCGCCGACAAAGGAUGAUCUACCGACUCUCACCGCUUAUGACGAGUUCCGUCCGAGCGCGCGGCCCGGCACGCAGCGCUACCGGCUGGAGCAGAUGGCCUUCCUGACGGCGCAGAACGACGCCGCCCAGCCGGACGAUCUGUUCGGGGGCUGCCUGCUGGACUCGGGCGCCGGCGGCGGCGGCGGCGGCCUGCUCGGCCUGGCCGACGGGGAGCUGAUGGCGGCCGUGACGCCGCUGGCGCCCGGCCGCGGCGGCGGCCGCCGGCCGGCCGCGCACAGCUCCCUGACUCCGGUGGCGGCCCUGGCCGCCGGCGGCGCCUACUCGGUCAAAACGCCCACCAUGGCCACAUCGACCAUCAGCCCGGGCAACCCGCUCAACUCGGUCCACAGGGACGAGGCGGCUCGGUACAUGGUGAACCGUAAGAAGCAGGCGGGCCCGGCGCGCCAGCGGCUGCGGAUGGGCACGGACCGGCCGGCCGCUCCGAGCUUCAGCGGCUCGUCAGACAUCGACAGCGCCGCCCGGCUGAUUGAAGAGGACGCCGCCUGGCUGCUGAGGGAAGACGACCCCUCCGACGAGCCGGCCGACGAGUACUUUGAUUACGAUGGGUGAGCCGGGGCCGUCCCAGUCAACGGUGCUCGCUGAAAGGUUAUAGUGCAGAGACUUCCGUUUGUGUGUCCGAGCGACUCGUUUUAUUGAUUUGUGUACGUGAAAGCGGGGUGCUCGAAUCGUUUGUACUGAGAAGACGUUCGUUGUUUGUGUUGAGGAGUUACUAAGCCGUGCCAAACCAGCUGAGGUAAGCGUAGUGUGGUCUGGUGGCUGUUUAUCCAAGUAGAUACCAGCUGUUAGCCGAUGGGAACGCCGGUGUCUGACAGGCGACACUGGUGACACACGCCAGUCAUUUGACCUGGUGAAGAGACGGCCGGGCGGCGUUCUUAUGCGGCGAUAUAAACGGCCGGUCAGCUGAUGAAUGAGUUCGGAUAGUUCACUUUCCGACGGAUCGCUCGUUCCGCUAUACAAACAGUUAUAGUAGUCCCCGUCACGAAAUGUGUGCGAGUUGCACCAGCUACUGUGCGGGCAGGGACCAUUGGCGCGGAUAGGGAGAACCUCUGAUCUGGGCGCUGCAGCCGUGCACUGCAGAUGCAGUCCAGAUGCGUGCCUUUCAGAAAUUCGGUGAUCGUCACCGCUCUGCGGCCGUUGUUUUGAAUAUUAUCGUUGAACGAGAAUGACCGUGCUGCCAACGAAAGUUUGCAUCAUCUCUGGAUCACUAUAAAUACACAUUUUCAUUCCACUCA